AAACGUUUACGACAGUUGAACCUUUGCCUAUAUAAACACCCCUUCUCCUGUCCCCAUUGUUUCUCAUCGGAUCAAAAUCAUACAAUUUCUGACUUCCUACGACGCGUAAUUUUAGUAUUCUAAAGCAUCUACAGAUUGCUUUUUCAAGUUCCGAGAUAGCCAAGUACAUGGUUGAUUUGGACGUUCAGAUCCCGACGACAUUCGAUCCAUUCGCGGAGGCCGGGGAAUUAGGAGGCACCGGGAACAAGGAGUAUGUUCAUAUCAGAAUCCAACAGCGGAAUGGAAAGAAAAGCUUGACGACGGUUCAAGGGCUGAGGCAUGAUCUGAGCUACGAGAAGAUCCUCAAGAGCCUGAAGAAGGAUUUCUGCUGCAACGGCAACGUCGUCAAGGAUAAAGAGCUCGGCAAGAUCAUCCAGCUCCAGGGCGAUCAACGCAAGAACGUCUCGCAGUUCCUCGCUAACGCCGGCAUCGUCAAGAAAGAUCAGAUCAAGAUUCAUGGUUUUUAAAGAUUUAUGAAGCCUUUAUAAACAUUAAAUAAAAAAACUCUAGGGUUGGGUUGUGUUCUGUUGUUUUCA
Hibiscus syriacus is the source of this 575-nucleotide messenger RNA. Its product is annotated as protein translation factor SUI1 homolog. NCBI's taxonomy places the organism in Eukaryota, Viridiplantae, Streptophyta, Magnoliopsida, Malvales, Malvaceae. The record is from RefSeq and is a predicted model, not a curated record. Gene Ontology annotation, biological process: translational initiation. The coding region runs from base 168 to 506 and encodes 112 amino acids. The transcript is spliced from 2 exons. Gene Ontology annotation, molecular function: translation initiation factor activity; RNA binding.